AAGACCAAUCAUGAGACCAAUUUUGUCAGCUGUUAGUACAACAUGUUUGAAGCUGUUGGUUAUUUGAGCUUUGUAAUUGUUACAUUAAAUUGGUUUAUUUGUUUCAAAUUUGGAUACAAUGGAAGACUCACCAUGAUUAAGAUCUAUUAGGACUCGGCUUUGGGCUUACUUUAACCAUUUAAACCUUAAAAGCCUUUUACUUGUCAAAGGAAAAUUGAAACUGAUUCGAAUUGUAUUUUUUAAACUAUUGUCAUCUCUAAAGAAUUUAUUUUACUUCGCAUAAUUCAUGAUAAAUCUAUGAGUAUGUAACAAAUUGUCAAAUAAGCUGCUAAAAAUCAGUUUACAUUCCUAUAGGUGGCAGGUAAUCUGUUUAUACCUGUUGGUCUCUGUUGAUAGCAACCGUAAACUUUUCUCUUGCUUUGACUGUUGUUACCUGUUAUUUCACUUGCAUUUACCUCUCCCGCCAAGUUAAUUUUAAAAAUCAUCCUUAUUACAAUUAAUUAAUCGUCGUACUACAUAAUCUAAGGCUCAUCUGAUGAGUCAAACUAAUGAACAUUGGAUAGAAUUUUACAAUUCAACUAGGACGACCUGUGGAAUAGAAAAAUCAAUUGAAUUAAUUUCCCCUUCCCUGGUUCGGUGACUCUUUUCUCACUCUGUUUCUCAGCCUUUCUGUCACUUUUACUCUCUGGUUGACUUGACGGUGUUAUAAACUUUCAUCAAGUUUCAAGACCAUGAGGGGUAUAGAUUUAGCUGAAGAAACUGGCAGCUACAGAUUAGCUGUGAGUCCUGAUUUACCUGACGAUGGUUUGACUCCAGAAGGCCGACCCAGAGCCUUAAGAUUUAAGAAAACUGACUCCGCUCGUUUGACAGAGAAGCCUGAUGUAGCCGAGUUAAAGCAAGAGAUACAGCUGGAUGAACAUCUAUUACCUUUGGAUAUAUUGAUUGGUCAACUUCAAACUGAUCCAGACCUUGGUUUAACACCAGAACAAGCUCAUGAAAUGUUACUGAGAGAAGGGCCAAAUAUCUUGACUUCAACUAAAACUGUCUCUACAUUAACACGGCUGACUCGUAAUUUGUUUGGUGGCUUUUGUUUACUUCUUUGGGUUGGUGGAUUCAUUUCUCUGCUUGCCUAUUUAUUGAGAAUCAGAGCUGGACAGGAAUCACCUGAAGACAAUCUUAUUAUUGCCAUAUUACUGAUUGUUGUUGUCCUUGUGAUUGGAUUCACAUCUUUCUACCAAGAUACCAAGAGUGCAAAAUUAAUGGAUGCUUUCCGUAAAAUGAUACCUCAAACAGCAACUGUUAUUCGCAACGGGCAAAAAUACAACAUACCUGUUGAAGAAGUGGUUGUAGGUGACUUGAUAGAAAUUCGCAGUGGAGAUCGAAUCCCUGCUGAUUUGAGAAUUAUUUCGUCGCAAGGAUGCAAAGUUGACAAUUCAAAUCUAACUGGAGAAUCAGAACCACAGCUGAGAAGUUAUGAACUUACAUCAAACAAUCCCUUGGCUACUGCUAACCUUGCAUUCUUCUCGACUCAUUGUGUUGAAGGUAUUGCUCGUGGUCUUGUCAUAUAUACAGGUGACCGAACUGUCAUGGGGCGCAUCGCAUCCCUUGCAUCUGGACUUGAACUGACUGAAACUCCAAUUGCCAAAGAAGUUGAUAGGUUUAUAAGGUUAAUGACUGGAAUCUCAGCCAUUAUUGGAUGCGUCUUUUUCGUUUUUGCUUUCUUCAGAGGAUAUCUGUGGAUCGAUGCUGUUAUACUUUUGAUCGGUAUCAUCAUUGCCAAUGUCCCAGAAGGUUUACUUAUUACUGUUACUAUUUGUCUUGCUCUGACUGCCAAACGAAUGGUUUCAAAAAAUUGUUUAAUAAAAAAUUUGGAGGCUGUUGAAACUCUUGGCUCAGUUUCAAUCAUAUGUUCCGAUAAAACUGGAACAUUAACACAAAAUCGUAUGACUAUAUCUCACAUGUGGUUUGAUAAUCAAGUGGUAGAAGCUGAUACAACAGAGGAACAAAAUGGAGUUCUAUUCGAUAAAAAAGCUCCCGGAUGGAAGAGUUUGUCUAGAUGUGCCAUGUUAUGUUCACGUGCCGAUUUCAAAGCUAAUCAAGAUCUUGUGCCAAUUUUAAAACGCGAAACAACUGGAGACGCAACUGAAACAGCCAUCCUCAAGUUCAUGGAACUCUCUGUUGGUGACGUUAUUUCUUAUCGACAAGCUCAUGCAAAAGUUUGCGAGAUUCCUUUUAAUCCAACUGAUAAAUUUCAUAUCACUAUUCAUGAAAUUGAGGAUGGAAUUAAUGGUCAUCACCUUCUUUGCAUGAAAGGGGCUCCAGAAAAAGUCUUAGAAAGAUGUCGUACUAUUUAUUUCAAAGGCAAAGAAAAGAUUCUAACUCCAGAAAUAAAAGAAGCUGUUAUUGAUAGACUUGCACACUUGGCAAGCGAUGGAGAGCGUGUAAUCGGGUUUUGUGAUUUAACCUUACCCAAAGAUAGAUAUCCUAUUGGAUAUCUAUUUGAUCCGGACCUGAAAAAUUUUCCCGACAGAGAUCUACGAUUCCUUGGCCUACUUUCAAUGAUCGAUCCUCCCAGAGCUGCUGUUCCUGAUGCAAUCGCUCGCUGUCGAUCCGCAGGAAUCAGAGUUAUCAUGGUUACCGGUGAUCAUCCAGCUACAGCUAAAGCAAUUGCUAAAAGUGUUGGAAUUAUCUCAAAAAAUAAUGAAACCGUAGAGGACAUUGCUCAACGUCUCAAAAUUAGACCCGAAGAAGUUGAUACUCGACUUGCUAAGGCUAUUGUUGUCCAAGGAUUUCAAUUGAAGACUAUGAUUAAAUCAGAAUUGGACUCAAUUCUGACAACAUACGAUGAGAUUGUAUUCGCUCGAACAUCUCCUCAACAGAAGCUUGCCAUAGUUGAGGGAUGUCAACGCAUUGGAGCUGUAGUUGGUGCCACUGGGGACGGAGUUAAUGACUCACCUGCGUUGAAACAGGCUGAUAUUGGUAUUGCAAUGGGAGUCACUGGAAGUGAUGUGAGUAAGCAGGCUGCAGACAUGAUUUUGUUGGAUGAUAAUUUCGCUACCAUUGUUGCUGGAGUUGAAGAAGGUCGCUUAGUUUUUGAAAAUUUAAAAAAAUCUAUGAAAUACUUACUCACAAGUAACAUGCCUGAAGUUGUCCCUUUCUUGCUGUUCGUAAUCCUCGAUAUUCCACUGCCAUUAGGAAUUAUAACAAUUCUUUGUAUCGAUUUGAUUACUGACUUGGCUCCCGGAGUUUCAUUAGCUAACGAAGAACCUGAACAUGAUAUUAUGAGACGACAUCCGAGGGAUCCUAAAACUGAAACGCUAAUUAAUUCUCGUCUUAUCACAAUGUCCUAUUUCCAAAUCGGCGCUAUUCAAGCUGUUGCAGGUUUUUUCGCUUACUUUGUAGUCAUGUAUGAAAAUGGAUGGUGGUUUACCACACUAGUUGGAUUGCGAAGAGAGUGGAACUCAAACGCAAUCAAUGAUCUUUUGGACUCUUAUAAUCAAGAAUGGACUUAUAAACAAAGGAAAAUAUUAGAAUAUACCUGUCACACCGCUUUCUUUGUUACAAUUGUCGUCGUUCAAUGGGCUAAUUUAUUAAUUUGUAAAACUCAAAGAAACUCAAUUUUCCAACAAGGAAUGAGAAAUCAUGUUCUCAACUUUUCGCUGCUAUUUGAAACUAUUCUAGCUAUUCUACUGUGUUAUUUCCCUGGCAUGCAAAUCAUUUUCCGAAUGUAUCCUGUCAAUUUCGCUGUGUGGUUUAUUGGAAUACCUUUUGCCUUUGUUGUUUUCAUCUAUGACGAGUCUAGAAAAGCAAUUAUUCGUAAAAAUCCAGGAGGAUGGCUUCAACAAGAAACACUUUAUUGAUCUCAAAUAUUGGAACUGAAUGGCCUUAUUUAGUUGUUUUUUUAUCGUUUGCUCACACUAAAAGACAAAAAGUAUCACCAAAAAGCUAUUUUGCUUACAAUAACUUAUCCUCUCAGGGAAUUUCUCUAUUCAUAGCAUUCAAUCUCACCUUUUUUUAUAUUCUUUUAUACAAACGACAAACUUCUAGAAAGAUGAUUUUUUAUACCUGUCAUCUCUUUUUCGUCACCACUGUCCAAUCAUUGAACAAAAUGAAAUGCUGCUAUCGAUCUACAACCAUGUCAACAAAAAAUCGAUUCAAGCAAAGAAUCUGUCAUUCCUGAAUCUCAAUCAAGAUCGUCUAUUUUUCAGCUUUACUGUCCUCACCCCUAAACUAUUUUAUUGAUCACCAUUUCUCUAUUGUUAAUCUCACCGGUCAAGAUCUGUGUGCAUUUGAUGUGCAAAAUUUUAUUUUCUUUCACACAUCUUCAAAAUUUACAUCCAUCACAAUCACUUUCAUUAUGACUUUGUCCAGAUGAUGUGCGAUAGAAAACUGUUAUUUAUUCAAAACAUUUGUAUUCAAUGUUUUCACGCUUGUGUACAUGUUACAUAUUGAUUAUUAAAAAAGCUAUGUAAUAUGAA
Tetranychus urticae (two-spotted spider mite) is the source of this 4478-nucleotide messenger RNA. Its product is annotated as sodium/potassium-transporting ATPase subunit alpha. The record is from RefSeq and is a predicted model, not a curated record. NCBI's taxonomy places the organism in Eukaryota, Metazoa, Arthropoda, Arachnida, Trombidiformes, Tetranychidae. Gene Ontology annotation, cellular component: plasma membrane. Gene Ontology annotation, molecular function: ATP binding; ATP hydrolysis activity; P-type sodium:potassium-exchanging transporter activity. Gene Ontology annotation, biological process: intracellular potassium ion homeostasis; intracellular sodium ion homeostasis; potassium ion import across plasma membrane.